GUAUUAGAUAAACAUGGCACGGGGAUUCGCAGAUAAACAAGUUUUUAUGCGAUACAUUACACCACGCUUCAUCAUAUCAAACUAGCCUGCAUUCUCCAACAAGCAGACGGAAUGUUAUUCUCUCUGCCAACACAGACUUCCAUUACUGCGCGAGGUCCCGGAUGCGAAACAAGCUCGUGAUGAUACAUGUGUCAAAAUCAAUAGAUCAAUUAGCAUUUGAACAUUCCCCACAGAACCCAUAGAAAACCACUAUACUCUGGACAUGAAAGAGUGAUAUCGGGUGUUUUUUUCAGUUUGUGUUCAUCAGUUCAUUCAGGGCUGAUUGCAAUCUCCCAGUGAGCGGACUGGCUGCCAUUUACUGCCUCUUAAACCAGAAGACACCAAACCGGAAGAGGCGAAAUGAACGCUGGUAAACGGUCCUAGUAGCACUAAGCAACCAUUGGCGAGGCUUGGAGAUUGGGCUGAGCGAUCGCCAAGAUUCGGUAUCUUCACUCGCCUGUGACAUAUUGCACGAAUCGUGCAGUUGGUGAAACAAGAUGGCGGCCCGUUGUUGACAGAAGCAUAACGACGUAAAUACGCAACUGCGCAGGAGUCCUCGCCUGCUGCAUUCGACAGCGAGACGCAAAUAUAUUCGCUUCUGAAAACGAUCUCUCUUCACUGGACCAUCACGUUUUCGAGCCCAACAUUAUGGAACCUUUCAGCGCGGCUUUAGUUGCAGCUGCUGUUCUUUUUGGGUCACUUUCGGGUGUUCACUCCCAGAUAAACAUAACCGUAACAGAAGCCAGCGCGCAAGCUUCGUGGAAGACGGACCUUUCCGUGGAAAAAUACGCAAUUACCGUCAAUCCGUCAAAAGGCGUCAAAGUCUUACCAUCCGUCCUUUACAAGCCUUUCGCUAAGUCCCUUGUUAGUGUUAAGAUCAUAGGUCUCAAGAGUGGGUCACCCUACAACCUCAUGCGGACAGAGUAUGGAGUAAACGGGAAGGUCAUCAAUUCGUUCCAAGUUCCUUUCUAUACUCGACCCAGAGGUGUGGACGCCCACGGAAUAAAUAUCAGCAGAGUCACUGACGUCAGCGCAACAGUUAGUUGGGAUCGACCUUCUGGAAACAUGGAGUAUAGCUGGUACGAAAUCUCCGUCGACGAUGGUGGUAUAGCAAUCCCGGAUUCAAUCAAUGCAAGUCUGAACUUGUAUCAGCGUAGAAGUCUUCUGUUGGGAUUAGUUCCGCGCACGAGUUAUACGGUGACCAUAACGACAAAGGUCACGUCCACAACGCCCACGGCGCCCGCGAAGGCCGCGGUCGCGGCGACAACAGCAAUACUCGGCAAUACUCUACAAUACUCGGCAAUCAUACUCUACGGAGCGCCCGCCACGCGAAAGUUCUCAACAAGCCGUACCGGGACAGUUACAACUGAAGCCACCCCGACUAAGGAGAGUGGAACAGGUGUCGGUGCGGCUGGCGCGGAAUGUUUAUGCUCCAACACGCCAACGAUCCUCUCAAUAGCCUCCUUCACGAUGUCCAUACUCUUGUUGACCUACGUCAUCAUUCUCGCGAUGCUCAGGACAUUCGCUGAUAAACAGCCAUAGGGAAGCAUUUGAAACGCAUGUCAUGGUAGAAGGAUGGGACUCGCACACAUUAAAGGAUCAACCGAGUAAUUAGCGACAUCAUUGCCAAACCUUUGGCCUGAGUCGCCUCAGCACAGGGUUGUGUCGCAGUCAAAAUUGCACUAUUUCCUUUCAUUCCACACUCCGUGCAAAGAACCUCGGCCAUCGUUUGUUUUGUGUUGGAGUUUGGCUCAAACCCAUUCUCCAAGCAGACAUAACAUUCAAACAUUACUGUCUCUGCCAGUAUUAGCAGCCAUGUUGUAUAAGUCACUGUAAAUAAUGCAUUGCAAUCGCGCAGUGUAAUCGAACUGAAAAUGGCCGCGGCCACAGAUACGUACGCACUUCGAAGUGUAUUAUUUGAUUCCAAGUACAACACUAAGUCUCGGUUCCAGAAAUAUUAUUUAUUUGACAAAUAUUACGUUCACAUUCCAUUUCAAUAUACAUUUUAUGACAUACUGUAUAUGGUCAUUUGUGAUCACACUAAAUCAUGGUCAAAAACACAU
This is a messenger RNA of Lineus longissimus, 2102 nucleotides long. RefSeq lists its product as uncharacterized. Gene Ontology annotation, molecular function: protein binding. NCBI's taxonomy places the organism in Eukaryota, Metazoa, Nemertea, Pilidiophora, Heteronemertea, Lineidae. The transcript is spliced from 5 exons. The record is from RefSeq and is a predicted model, not a curated record. Bases 688 to 1581 code for a protein of 297 amino acids.